AUGUGUCCAUAUUUGCGUCUUACUGGUGAUGUAGUUACUGCUAACUUGACGAAGGGCAUCGAUCACUUAAGGAAUCCGCGUCUGAACAAGGGUCUCGCAUUCACUUUAGCUGAGCGUCAGGUGUUUGGCAUACAUGGUCUUUUAUCCAGCGAAUUUAGAACUCUCGAACAACAACUAGCGAUCUGCAGAUUAUCAGUGGACCGAUACAGAAGCUUGUUGAACAAGUACCUUUAUUUAUCAGAGUUACUGGACACAAAUGAGACAUUAUUCUAUUGUCUUCUCAAUGAGAAUAUACAGAAGUAUAUGCCGUUGGUGAAUUCUCCGACAGUCGGAAUUGCGUGCUUGAGGUUCGGCCUUGUGUACAAGAGACCUAGGGGUCUCUUUAUAACAAUACACGAUAGAGGUCACGUUAUUGAUGUGUUGAAGAACUGGCCAGAACGAGAUGUACGUGUAUUGGUAGUUACUGAUGGAGAAAGAAUACUAGGUCUAGGUGACCUUGGGGCACAUGGCAUGGGUAUACUCCAGGGUAAGACUAUACUGCUCACAGCUCUUGCGGGGAUAAAGCCACACCAAUGUUUACCUGUGUGUUUGGAUGUCGGGACUAACAAUCUGGCACUUAUAGAAGAUCCUCUUUACAUUGGUAUUAGAGAAAAACGACAAUGCCGCAAGAAUUACGACGAACUGAUCACGGAGUUCUUGGUCUCGUGCAAGAAACUAUACGGACCGCAAACUCUUGUGAUGAUGGAAGAUUUCGGUAUUCACAAUGCACAUCGCUUGCUGACUAGACAUCGCGAUGAUCACUGUAUAUUCAAUGAUGAUAUCCAAGCUACCGCCGCCGCAGUAGUCAGCGGUCUAAUAGUUGCCUGUGAAAGGAUAACUAAACAAAAACUAAAGGAUAACACGUACUUGUUCUAUGGAGCAGGCUCCACUGGUGUUGGGAUAGCAAACCUGCUUUGCGAUGCUAUGACGGAAGAGGGCCUCUCUAGUGAAGAAGCCAGGACCAGAUGCUAUAUGUUUGAUGUCAAUGGCCUCCUGACUAAAAAGCGGAACAAAGAAAUACCGUCUCAUGCGAGGGAUUAUGCCAGAAAUCUGGAACCCGAAAUGGAUUUCGAAAAGUGCAUCAAGAAGUUUAAAGCUACCUGUAUAAUUGGUACAUCGACAUGCGGCAGUUCAUUUACACCAGCGAUGAUAAAGGAAGUGGCUAAGAAUACCGAGAGGCCGCUGAUCUUCCCGCUGUCAAACCCAACGAGUCAGUCUGAAUGUACUCCCCAGGAAGCUUAUGAUCACACUGAGGGUCGGUGUAUUUUCGCAUCAGGCUCCCCUUUUCCACCAGUGACGUACAAAGGUCGAAAGUUCACCACUGGUCAAGCCAACAAUUACUACAUAUACCCCGGAGUAGCUUUGGGAGUGAUUGCUGCGAAUGCUUUCCGAGUCACUGAUGCUAUGUUCCUUACUGCUGCCAAGACUCUAGCAAAAAAUGUGACAGACGACGAUAUAACUGCCGGUCGCAUUUACCCGAGCGUCAAUCAGAUGACUUCAAUAUCUCUAUCCAUAGCGGCUGAAAUUGUUUCACUGGCGUGUGACCAAAAUCUAACGUUCUUACGCCCAAAACCAAAAGAUUUUAAAGAAUUCGUUGCUGCACAGACCUACGAAUUUAAAUAUCCUUCUAAUGUACCGCGAUUCUACUCGUACCCUGAAAGCACUACAGUGGUAAAACUUAAAAACAUCGAUGUUCUCCACAAGGGUCUGCUUCCAAACAACAGAAGACCACGACCGAGGAGUGACCCUCCAAUUUUAAUAUAAACUUAUCGAGCGUUAUCAACACAGACUAAAUAUUUAUUGACUGUGGCAAAUCGGAUAUCGUCUCAUCUAUUUUUCACAUUCUUUAUUACGUGAGUACCAUAAUAGAAAAAAAAUAUGAAUCAUUUGUAUUAAUCUCAAAUUCAAGGUGUAGGUAGCGUUUUAAGAAAUAAAUGUAAUUAUUUCGAAAACAUUCGUUUAUGGAAAGUCCACUUUUGUUUCCAGAUUUAAAAGUCGUAAGUGACUAUUUUAAAAUCAAAGGCAUAUUUUGGGAACAAUGGUCGUGUGAGAAAAGCUUAACGUUUCAGUAAGAGGAUGCCAAGGCACGCUUUGCCAUGUUUCAAUCCAUGUGUUACAUGAACGCAUGUGUGAGUGCACUAACACAAGCGUAAAGUUCAUCAUUUGUUUUUGCACAUUGCUUAUACAUUAGAAACUGAAAUCUAUGCAGAAUAAAUUAAUAAUACGAUAAGAUAAACUAAACAUCUGUUGUAGUCAUGUUGGCUAUCGGAGACAGGACGUGUUUCUGGCCCCUUUUCAGUUAAUUUAUUUCAGAAGCCACUAAUUUGUCCUUUGUGUAUA
Helicoverpa zea (corn earworm) is the source of this 2379-nucleotide messenger RNA. Its product is annotated as NADP-dependent malic enzyme-like. NCBI's taxonomy places the organism in Eukaryota, Metazoa, Arthropoda, Insecta, Lepidoptera, Noctuidae. Gene Ontology annotation, biological process: malate metabolic process; pyruvate metabolic process. The transcript has 13 exons. The record is from RefSeq and is a predicted model, not a curated record. Gene Ontology annotation, molecular function: malate dehydrogenase (decarboxylating) (NADP+) activity; NAD binding; malate dehydrogenase (decarboxylating) (NAD+) activity. Gene Ontology annotation, cellular component: mitochondrion. The coding region runs from base 1 to 1803 and encodes 600 amino acids.